AUGGCAUGCUUAGACAUGUACAACAACUCGGACCACAAGCGUGAUGAUAAUCAUCAUCAUCAUCAUCAUCAUCAACAGCAACAUCAUCAGUGCGCUCCAAUGAGCCCUAGAAUCUCUUUCUCAAAUGACUUUGUUGAUGUGCAGCAAGCCAUGAAGCAACAGGAACAAAGAGGCUCAAGAUCAGACGCGCCUGCAGUGUCCUCAGACUUCGAAUUUUCAGUCACAAACUACUCCAUGAUGAGUGCUGAUGAGCUUUUCUUCAAGGGCAGGCUGUUGUCGUACAAGGACAAUUACAACAACCACAUGAUCCAGCAAAGGGCCACCACCACCACUCUCAAGGAAGAGCUCCUCAUAAAUGAUGAUGAAUAUGAUCAGGGUUUUUCUCUCAGGCCACCCAAGGCUUCCUCAACAAGGUGGAAGGGGCUUUUGGGGCUCAGAAAGACUCACAUCGGCUCCAAGAAGCCUCACAAGAGUUCUGAAACUUCUUCAGAACCAAAGUCUGCAGUGGCCAAUGAAGCGCCUCCAAUUAAUGUCACUUCUUCUCAGGAACUGUUAAAUGAAGGAGGCUCAAAUUAUGGACCUUACGGGGUUGGUGAUAGUAUCGAGUAUUUGUAG
This is a messenger RNA of Sphenostylis stenocarpa, 615 nucleotides long. The record is from the annotation of a GenBank genome assembly. Lineage: Eukaryota; Viridiplantae; Streptophyta; Magnoliopsida; Fabales; Fabaceae.